AUGCGUUUUAUUUUUGUCAGUUACAGUCCUAGAUAUACUUACUGCUGGUACAGUUGUGCUCUGAGAUUUGUAUUUGAUAUCCAUGUUACUCCCUGGCAGGCCCUGGACCAGGCGGGCGAGUGGCUGGGCAGCCGCCGAGCAGGAUGCUGGAGCGGUGGCCGCAGGCUGACAGCAUUGGCUAUUUUCUACCUCCCUGCCUGCUCCCUCGCUCCCAGGGGAGUUGGGACUGGUGUCUCCCACUUCCCUCUCAUGCAGAAACUGCUCUGCUCCCUUGGCGGGACAGCAGAUUCCCGACAAUCUGACGCGGUGUUUUUAUGUGCUUCCUCUCGUAUGCUGGGGCCAAGGCAGUAUACAUUCCUCUGA
Messenger RNA from Rangifer tarandus platyrhynchus (Svalbard reindeer), 363 nucleotides. NCBI's taxonomy places the organism in Eukaryota, Metazoa, Chordata, Mammalia, Artiodactyla, Cervidae. The record is from the annotation of a GenBank genome assembly.